Messenger RNA from Hibiscus syriacus, 860 nucleotides. RefSeq lists its product as uncharacterized. The coding region runs from base 376 to 810 and encodes 144 amino acids. The record is from RefSeq and is a predicted model, not a curated record. The transcript has a single exon. Lineage: Eukaryota; Viridiplantae; Streptophyta; Magnoliopsida; Malvales; Malvaceae.
CGCGAUAGAAUCUAAAUACUGUGGGAACGGGGACUCCACCGGUAGAAGAGAGUAAUCUUGAGACUGAUGAAGUAAUGGAAGACGAUCACGACCCUUCUGCACACGAGCCGUGACAGAUUUCGAUUACUGGAUUGGAUGAGGCUUUGAUAAAGUCCAUCAAGGCUUUUCAAAUACAAAAAAGGUGAUGGUUUGGUCUAAGGAUCGGAUUGCUUGGUCUGUCUCAACGAUUUCCGAGAUGAUGAGAGUUUAAGGCUGUUGCCUAAAUGCAGCCAUGCUUUCCAUCUCCCCAGCAUUGAUACAUGGCUCAGGUCUCACUCGAAUUGCCCUUUCUGUCGAGCUAAUAUAGUCCUUAUUACUGCUUCAGAAGCGCCCCCGAUGACCAAAACUCCUCCGGGGAUCAAACAAGCAUCAGCAAAUGAAAAUCUAGCCGAUGAACAAGGUUCACAAAGACAUGCUGAGUUUCCAAAGACUCCGUCGUCGCGUACUUUCAGUGAUCUAAGAGAUGCCGUGAUUCGUAUUAGAGACGAAGGUUAUCAUCAACAAAUGAGAAGAUCAAUCUCCAUGUAUCAUUUGUGCCAAACCCAUGUAUCAGUUGGGAAUCAAGAGGGUGAUGGAAGAGAUGAAGAGCGCCGGUUCUCAUCAGGUAUUGCUGGUUCAUCGAAACAACCAGGUGAAGCCUGUAAGGUUAGCAAUAGAAUGAGCGUGUUGCAAUGUGCAAUGAAGAGAUCCUUUUCCAGUGGUAGAUUGUUUCUUGCUAGGCAAGGAAGAGUAAGAGAUUUAUCCGUUCCCCUUUCAAAUCCGCAGCUUUAAAGGGAAACAAAUCAUAUUCACAGUUGCAUAAUCAUGAAUUCAUGAAAAAG